AUGUACGCCAAAGUUCCGUCAUGCCCCACUCUCGAUGAUGUAACUCGCCGCGAUCUCGCCCACCGCCUAUUCCACCUUGGAUCCCUGAAUUUCAGUGGUGUACAGUUGAAAACUGGUGAAAUUACUCCAGUGUACUUCGAUAUUCGUCUCACAAUGUCCGAUCCAGUCCUUCUUCAAGAGCUUUCACGCUACAUGUUCGCCAUGAUCGGCCACGCGACCGGAGACAAAUUCGAUCUCGUUACUGGCGUCCCUGCUGCUGCGGUUGGAUUAGCCACCGUGAGUUCUCGUGUCUGUCAAUUAGAGAAUCGCCUAAAGUCAGUCGUUUACGGCCUUUUUUUCGCCUGGCAGGAAGUUGCCGUGCAAAAUAACAUUCCAAUGAUUCUCACUCGCAAGGCCGCCAAGGACUACGGAACCAAGAAGGUGAUUGAGGGCAUUUGGAAGAAAGGCCAGAAUGUCCUUGUGAUUGAAGACGUAGUCACCUACGGCGACAGCAUUGCUGAGACGACGGCGCUCCUUCGUGCGAGUGGAUUGAAGGUGGAGCACGCGCUUGUGGUUGUUGAGCGCCAACAAGGCGCCACGGAGAAUUUGCUCAAAAAUCACGGAGUGAAGCUUCACGCUCUUUUGACCCUGGAUGACCUUCUCGACAUUCUCGCCGCUGAUGGCCUGGUCCCGCCCGAGCGCGUGAUCGUCGCUCGCGACUUCAUUUCGGGUGCUCAGUAUGAUAGGGUUAAGGGCAAGCCCUCAAAAUUCGUUCCCGACUUCUGCCCCGAGUUGAGAUCUAGAUUGGCCAAAAUCAUUCACCAAAAGGCCACCAACAUCUGCCUCUCCGUCGACGUGCCAACAUCUACGGGGAGCCUUCUCCAACUUGCUGAUGAGGCUGGUCCAGGCAUUGCCAUUUUGGAAGUCAAUUAUGACCUCCUCUCGGACUACCGCGACUUCCUUCCCACCAAACUGCGUACCCUCGCCGAGAAGCACAACUUUUUUCUACUCGCCGACUGCAAGAUGGCGGAGGACGGUUGGAUUGCUCAGUUGAAGCUGAGCGACCAGACUCACCUCAGACUCUCCGAGUGGGCCGAUUUGAUCUCCGUUCACGCGCUCCCCGGGCCCGGCGCGUUGUCCGCUCUGCGCUCCUUCAAUACCUCCCUAACUCACAAAAUCGGCGCUUUGAUUAUUUACGACAUGCAAACUAAGGGAUCGUUGAUUGACUCGCACUAUCAGGACCAGUGCGUCCAGAUGGCUCAGGCCUACCAGGAUGUUGUCAUGGGUUUUGUGACGAGCAGCCCCAUCGACGUGAUCGCACACAAGCUAAACGUGGAAGGCACCCCCAACGUCUAUUACAAAACUCCCGCCCAGCACAACCACGUCGGAAUCGCCAAUGGCAGCAACGAUGCGGACAAGACUGUUGCCGACAUCAUGAAGACGUUCGGCGCCUGCCCUGAAGGUGUCAUCCGCACAGUCAACCUCUCAUCGCUGGAUGGAAAUGUGAAUUCACUCCCCACCAUGGCCAUUUAG
Messenger RNA from Mesocestoides corti, 1512 nucleotides. Lineage: Eukaryota; Metazoa; Platyhelminthes; Cestoda; Cyclophyllidea; Mesocestoididae. The record is from the annotation of a GenBank genome assembly.